GUUUCAAAUUUCUAGUACUGAAGUCUUCGGAAAAACGAGUUGCAGCACAAGGUUUCUUGUCCUUUGUGUUUGUGCAUGAGCUUUCUCAGAACGUGUGAACCGUGAGCUCCUCAUUUGGAUGUACCUUCUUUGGCUCUUGACUGUCUUCUACCUUUAUUCUCUCUGGUGUUCUCUUUUGCUAAGCUGUCUGCGACAGGGAAAAACUGAAGCUUUUCCAGAGCCUCCUGCAAAGGUACGCAUCAUAAUUGUGCCAUCAAAAUUAAGUUGAAUUUGCCAUGGUGAAGAUGAUCAAGGUCCGGCCAGUUCUGGGCUUUCUCGUGAUCUUGUCAAUUCUUUGCAUCGGCCUCGCUGCUGCGUAUACUCCGGUAGACAACUACCUCAUCAGCUGCGGUUCAUCGGUCGACACGCCGGUUGGCCGGCGGCUGUUCGUCGCCGACAACUCCGGCACGGUCGUCCUGACAUCUCCCGAGACCACCGCGGUGAAGGCCUCGCCCAGCGCGGUGUCCGGCUUGGGAGACACCGACGCCGCCAUGUACCAGAGCGCCAGGGUUUUCACGGCGCCGUCGUCCUACUCGUUCAGGAUCAGGGACCCCGGCCGCCACUUCGUCCGCCUCCACUUCUUCCCCUUCGUGUACCGCGGCUACGACCUCGCCACGGCGAGCUUCAAGGUGUCGACGCAGGACGCCGUCCUGAUCGACGGCUUCUCGCCGGCGGCGAGGGCCAACGCGUCGACGGCGCCGGCGUGCGAGGAGUUCCUGCUGGACGUGGCGCGCGACACGCUCGUCGUCACGUUCGUGCCGCUCGCCGGCAGGCUCGCGUUCGUCAACGCCGUCGAGGUCGUCUCGGUCCCGGACAACCUCGUCGGUGGUGCUGACUCAUCGCAGUCAAUUGGCCAGCAGCUCAACCCUGCCGUGAUGCCACUGCAAACGGUGUAUCGAGUCAAUGUGGGCGGCCCCGCGGUGGGGGCCGACAGCGACACGCUCUGGCGAGAAUGGACCAUCGAUCAACCAUUCUUGAUCGCCACUGUUACCACUGCAGAGACAAAAAUGGUUGCUUACAAUGGAACGCUAAACUACCUGCCUGGGCAAGCGACGCCGGACGACGCGCCGGCCAUCGUCUACGCCACCGGCCGGGAGCUGAUCAUGAACGAUUCGUUCGACGGCAUGAAGCAAAUGGCGUGGCAGUUCGACGUCGACAGGUCAGCGAGCUAUCUGAUCAGGUUCCACUUCUGCGACAUCGUGAGCAAAGCGCCUGGCGUGCUCCGCAUGAACGCUUAUGUCGACAGCUCCUCCUCCUCGGCGAUUACAGAUCUCGACCUCUCCGCCAUUGGCAAUGGCGUGCUGGCCUUCCCGUACUACAGGGACUACGUGCUGGUUACUAGCUCCACAUCCGGCAAGCUCGCCGUCUACAUUGGGCCGUCGUCGAAGAAGAUCACGACACCUGCCGCCAUUCUCAAUGGGCUUGAGAUCAUGAGAAUACUCGCGAGCGCAGGCUCCGUCGUCGUCGUCGAGCCAGCGGCGACGGAGACGAAGAAGAAGAAUUUGGCCGUCGUUCUUGGCUCGGUCUGUGGAGCCUUCGCUUUCGUUUCCAUUGCCGCUGCUCUUGUCAUUCUCCUGAGGAAGAAAGAGGAGAAGGAGGAGCUGCGGACGCCGUCGACGAACCAGCCGUCGACCGCAUGGAUGCCGCUCCUGGGCCGCAUCAGCUUUCGCAGCGCCACGCCGAGCGCCACCGGAUCUAUGUCGCCCAGCUUCACCGUCGACGCCAACACUCCGGGAGGUGCCACUCCGGCCAGCACGGCGGCCUCAUCGUCCCGGAGCUACCGUUUCCCGUUCGCCGCGCUGCAGGACGCGACGCGAAACUUCGACGAGGCCCUGGUCAUCGGCGAGGGCGGGUUCGGGAAGGUGUACGCUGCCGUGCUCCAGGACGGCACCAAGGUCGCCGUGAAGCGCGCCAACCCGGAGUCGCGGCAGGGCGCGCGGGAGUUCCGCACGGAGAUCGAGAUGCUCUCCGGCCUCCGCCACCGCCACCUGGUGUCCCUCAUCGGCUACUGCGACGAGCAGGAGGAGAUGAUCCUGCUGUACGAGUACAUGGAGCACGGCUCGCUGCGGAGCCGCCUGUACGGCGGCGGCGCCGCGGCGCAGGAGCUCAGCUGGGCGCAGCGGCUGGAGGCCUGCGCCGGCGCGGCGAGGGGGCUCCUCUACCUGCACACGGCCGCCGCCAAGCCGGUGAUCCACCGCGACGUCAAGUCGUCCAACAUCUUGCUCGACGCCGGCCUCACGGCCAAGGUCGCCGACUUCGGGCUCUCCAAGGCCGGACCGGACAUCGACGAGACGCACGUCAGCACGGCGGUGAAGGGCAGCUUCGGCUACGUCGACCCCGAUUACGUCCGCACGAGGAAGCUCACCGCCAAGUCCGACGUCUACUCCUUCGGCGUCGUGCUGCUCGAGGCGCUGUGCGCGCGCCCGGUCGUCGACCCGAGGCUACCCAAGCCGAUGGUGAACCUCGUCGAGUGGGGGCUGCACUGGCAGGGGAGGGACGAGCUGGAGAAGAUCGUCGACAGGCGCAUCGCCGGGACGGUCAGGUCCGCGGCGCUGCGGAAGUACGGCGAGACGGCGGCCAGGUGCCUCGCCGACCGCGCCGCUGACCGGCCGUCGAUGGAGGACGUCGUGUGGAACCUGCAGUUCGUGGCGCGGCUGCAGGAGGUGGACGGGCUGGACGUCUCCGACGUAAGCAGCCUCAACAUGGUUCAUCAGCUGACGCCGCCGUCGCACGCUCGCCAGAGAAGCGCCGGCGGAAGCGUCACCGGCGGGGGAGACGAGGAGGAAGGAAGCAGCGUGCUAGAUGAUGAUUACACCGAUGCAUCCAUGAGAGGUAUCUUCUGGCAGAUGGUAAAUGUGCGCGGGAGAUGAGACUAACUGAUCAGUUCAAAAAAAUCACCUUCUCCAGUCUUCGGUCAGCAGAACUGCAGAACAAAAGUAGUUAAAUUUAGUCGCCAGAACAUAUUCCAUUAUUUUGGAAAUGCAGCAGCAUUUCAGUAGAAAUCAUGUACAACAGGGUUCUAACAUACUGGGAAUGAACGACACAUUCACGGCGUAAACAACUUAUAUUUCAGGUGAAAAAAACAAUUUAAAUUUCAGGACAAACACUCUAGAGUCCAAAGGAAGCAGGGUAUUGGAAAGG
Molecule: messenger RNA, 3180 nt
Organism: Oryza brachyantha (malo sina)
Lineage: Eukaryota; Viridiplantae; Streptophyta; Magnoliopsida; Poales; Poaceae
Product: receptor-like protein kinase HERK 1
Exons: 2
Coding region: 276-2909 (877 amino acids)
Biological process (GO): protein autophosphorylation
Cellular component (GO): plasma membrane; plasmodesma
Molecular function (GO): transmembrane receptor protein tyrosine kinase activity; ATP binding
Source: RefSeq, a predicted model, not a curated record